AUGCAUUUCAACCGAGUACUCGUCGGCCUAUACGGCUUCGCUGCUAUUGCAGCCGCUCAAUGGUCUGGGGAUAUCUUUAAAAAUACCGGAAAACCAACUGGAACCGAGAUCGAUUAUGACGGAGUCACUCUGUACAUCAGCAAGCCCAAGGCGCGGUCCAAGAGCGACACGGCUGUACUCUAUCUGAGCGAUGUCUAUGGGCUCCCGCUGCUUGUUGACAGCUUUGCUCGUGCGGGAUAUGUCACCAUCGCACCCGAUAUUCUCAACGGUGACCCAGCAGACCCAAACGGCGAGUUUAACGCAACAGAGUACUUGAGCAGGCAUAACCCCCAGAAUACCGACCCUAUCAUCGAAAAGACUAUUGAGUUCAUCCAUAAAAAGCUCAAGAUUGACACCAUCGCUGUUACUGGGUACUGCUAUGGGGGGAGAUAUGCAUUCCGCUUCCUAGCCGAGGGCAGAGGUGCCGACGUGGGAUUCGCAGCUCACCCUACUCUCCUCCAGAACGACGAAGUUCUAGCCAUUCACGGCCCCGCCAGCCUCGCAGCAGCCGAGGUCGAUAGCCUGCUCAACGCAACCCAUCGAUCCGAGAUUGAAGCCCUGCUUGGUCAGACUCCACAGCCAUUCCAGGUCAGCUUGUACUCGGGAACGCAGCAUGGGUUUGGAGUCCGUGCCAACCUUUCUGAUCCAGAGCAAAAGUUUGCCAAGGAGGUAGCCUUUUGGCAGGCCGUGCGGUGGUUCAAUGCUUGGAGUCCCAGCAAUUAG
Fusarium vanettenii 77-13-4 is the source of this 762-nucleotide messenger RNA. RefSeq lists its product as uncharacterized. Lineage: Eukaryota; Fungi; Ascomycota; Sordariomycetes; Hypocreales; Nectriaceae. The coding region runs from base 1 to 762 and encodes 253 amino acids. The record is from RefSeq and is a predicted model, not a curated record. Gene Ontology annotation, molecular function: hydrolase activity. The transcript is spliced from 4 exons.